Messenger RNA from Linum trigynum, 3598 nucleotides. Lineage: Eukaryota; Viridiplantae; Streptophyta; Magnoliopsida; Malpighiales; Linaceae. The record is from the annotation of a GenBank genome assembly.
CGUAAAUUCAGACAUAGUUACUGCUUCCUCAUACAGCAGGUUUGCAACGAAACCAGGCUCAACCAUAAAAUCCCUACAAAUAAAACCGUUACUAAUGUCUGACCAUACGAAAAGGAAGCGGAGUAGACAGUCUAAGGAUUAGUUGGUAAACAAUACUUACGGGUACCAUUCAGAUACACGAUCCAUUGUAAGAAAAUUACACCUACGAGUAUAACAACACACUACGUCAGAUACUCUAAUCCACCGUACCAAAUAGUUAAAAAGCAUUUACAAAAAUGUACCUGCGGCGGUGGAAACGUGGUCGGCGGCAACUCCUUGUUAGUCCGGGAAGGAAGGAAGACGACGAUUGGAAUUCCUUUUUUCCACAGGAUUUUCCUUCGCCUGCUCUUCUGUCAACAGACGACAACCCUACCCUUGCUGCUCUCUCCCUAACUUUCUCCUGCCUUUCGUCCUGGGAACUUUCUGCCGCUCUUCUUCCCACAACCCUGUUAGGAACGGAACAUUUCCAACAAACCCCUCGAGCGAAUCAGCGGCGGCGGUGGCAGGCGACGAUGGUGGCUCGGAGGUGGAGACCAGUAUUGAGCGACCGCCGACCAGCGGUGGAUUGACUGGCGGAGGCGGAGGCGGAGGGGGAGGCUUGCAUGCAAGGGAGGCGGAAGCGAAGGAAGGAGGAGGGCGGUUAAGUUUUCUUUCUCAAGGAAAAUAGAGAAGCCUGCGCAUGGGGGGAAGAAAAAGCAUGGAUAUGGAUCGAUUGCUUGAUUUUGUAGGGGAGGCUUUUAUAGUUGUUCAACUUUGCCAUAAUUGAAGUGUGUUGGGUCUUGGGAGAAUAAAAAUAAUGCCCAAGGCCAAAAGUAGUUGUGCCGCCGAUCUGCUAUUGCUAAGGGCCUGAUUGGGCCUGGUACAAAAGGCAUGUUCGAAUUCACAUGAGGCCUUUUUAAUGGCCAAAAAAUACGAGGCCUUUUUAAUCAAUCGGAUUAUUUAGACAACAAAUAAUCCGAAUCGAUAGUGAACAAAUAAUUAGGAUCUCAAAACAACCUAUGGUACUUUAGCUGUCUACCGAAUUUCGCUGAUCAUCUAGAAUGACAAAGAACAAUUAUUCCACGUGAUAGGAUCAUCUCCGACAAAAAUCUCAUAAGAUCUUCCUUGAUCUAUCAUAACCUCAUCGUGACUUGGCCAUAGGUAUCAAUGUCAUGCUAGUGCCUGAUAUAAAUAUAUUUAUAAGGAACAAGACAUUCUACCUCAACCGACAAACUUCUAUCAAUGUAAAACUUCUAUCGAUGUCAAGUCUCACUUUUCAACUAUAAUGUUAUAUACUAUGUUACAUGCGUCUUAGUAUAUGAAAUCGUGUCAAGGCAGAAUAUUGAACGUCAACCGACAAACUUCUAUCAAUCCAUUUUACACGCAUUAGUGUCAAGGCAGAAUAUUGAACCAUUCGGAACAUGGAGCUUUCACGUUUAUAAGUUUGUCAAGGCAGAAUUUCAAACUUAGUCACUAGAGUGCGCUACAGCCUACAAAUGCCCUUUCACGUGGUUUAGCAAAGGUUUGUUUUGGGAUGUACUAGUCCUUUGUACUAGUUUUGGGUUAACGCAAAGUUGCAAGGUGGAGGUGGGCACAACGGUGGUGUGUGACAAAAAUGACAUGUCGUGUAGAAUUACUAUUUAUGAAUAGUUGUAAAAUAAAAUUCUAAAUAGAAAAAUGAAAUUUCUUCCAAAAACUUGACUAGCAAGGAGAGGGUAAUCAACUAUGAACAAGUGAUUUCAAAGAAGAAACAUAAAACCGCUAAUAAUUAUAAAAAAACUAAAUAUAAUGGUUGAAACUAGUAUCCGAACCCUACACCUAUUCUAGCAAACUUAAUAGUAAACUACUAGCUUAACCACUAAGUUUGCCAACGUUUCUUGUUUUGUAUGCUAAGUUUAUGGAAACUAUAAGUGUGAUGAUGUUAGCCACAUUCCAUCUCGUGAGUGGUUGAGAAACGAUCAGACGCUUCCCUUCGAUCGUCUUCUUCCUGUUCGUAUUUCAAAUUUCAGUUCUUUUUUUUCCAAAUUCGAACUUCAGUUUUCUGCUCCACAUAAAUUCCCAAAAUUUCCAUAAUAGCAUACUGAUACAACAUGGUCCUAUUAUUGAUUUUGAGGGUAUGGCAUAUUUAGUUUUAACACAAAUAUGUGCGAUAAACAAAAUUCGCAGAACUUGACCCAGGAAGGUUUGACAUCAUCAAUGAUAGAACAUUGAGGCGCCGCCGUUGAUCUGUUAGUGACGGAACUUGGAAGCGAGGCUAAUGGCGUCGGGGUCAUCAAAGACCAUUUGUGUCGUCGUGGGAGGACUCUCCGGUGGGGAGGUCACCCCUUUUUCUUUCGACGAAGGUCUCUGCAACUCGUUCGAGAAGCAAUAACGCCAAUCGCCAGAAAAAGCGAGCAGAGGAGAACCCUUCCUUCUUCUUCUGGUUGCAAGGAUUCGAAAUCCCUUCCGCAAGAGGUCACCCCUUUUUCUUUCGACGAAGGUCUCUGCAACUCGUUCGAGAAGCAAUAACGCCAAUCGCCAGAAAAAGCGAGCAGAGGAGAACCCUUCCUUCUUCUUCUGGUUGCAAGGAUUCGAAAUCCCUUCCGCAAGGAGAAUCUAAGUUGUUGGUGAGCGAUGAAUUUGGGGCCGACAAGGGAGAUUAGAAAGGGUAGGGAGAGGGCUAGCGGCGUCUAGCGGCGGAGGACGGAGGAACAGGGGAAGAGGAUAGAGCAUUAAGGUAUCGGCGUGUAGCAGCGGAGAAGAGAGGGUCGGGAUGGGGGGAACGAAGUGCUGGUAGGUUGGAUGGGGUAGGUACCCUUUAUGUUUUGGGGUGGUUGAAUUUGGGUUCAAUCAAAAUAUUGAAAAAACCCAACCCAACUCAAACUAACCAACCCACGGACAUAGAGGACUAAAAUGAAAGAAAAACUAAUUCUAUGAGUUGAUCUGUAAUUUUAUUAAUAUAAAUUCCGAAAAAACAAAUCAUUUAAUAAAAUUUAAUCUCAGCCGUUGAGAUCACACGUACGGUUAAGAUCGUCAAGGUACGCCAUACCCCGGAAUUUACCCGGGGUACGAUAGAACUCGCCAUAUAUAUAUAUAUUUUGUCUAAUUGAAUCUAAUGAGUCAUACAUGUUUCGAUUUAAAUCGUAAGGCGGCAUCAUUUUGCACACGAAAAUCAGAUUAGGCCGUAGUGCGAUAACUUGUCGAAAAAUGCAAAUCUUGCAUUAUUUGAAAAUGUCAUAGAAAUGCAUUAUUAUUUAUUUAUUUUUGUAUAACAUAAAUGCAUUAAUUGAAAUAAGACUAAAUUACAUGCUUGGUCACUCAGUUUAUCACAAUAUUUUGGAAUUUAUUUGAAAAUUGUACCUUAUUUCUCCAUAAUUGCUAAAAUUAAUAUCAAUUCCGCAUAAUUCAAAAUUUAUAAUUGAAAAUGAAUUCCUAAAAACUUAUUAAAUUCAUCUAUAACAAACGGCAUGUUAAUGUUUAUUUUAACUAGCUAUCAUAAGGCCGCUUAUCAACGGUGAAUUACACUAAAUAUAAAUUACAUAACCUAAGAGAUGAUGAUUUGAUGAAUGACUACCCAAUUGAAUACAUCGAAAAUGUGUCU